Messenger RNA from Coprinopsis cinerea okayama7#130, 228 nucleotides. RefSeq lists its product as hypothetical. Lineage: Eukaryota; Fungi; Basidiomycota; Agaricomycetes; Agaricales; Psathyrellaceae. The record is from RefSeq and is a predicted model, not a curated record. Bases 1 to 228 code for a protein of 75 amino acids. The transcript has 5 exons.
AUGUGCCGACCUAUCCGAGCUGUCAGAAUCUUUACCUUAUGCGGUCACCAGGAGAACUUCCCUGAGAAUGUGAUUGAUUGCGCAAAACCCAACUGUCGCUUUAGCUCGACCCACUCGCCUGCCUGCAAUGGAGCCGCCUGCCGAGCCCAAUGCACUCAACAGCGUGGGUUCCCCGACAUUCGUAGUGAGUCCAUCCCCGUCAGCAUGACUGGUAAGCUCUACGACUGA